AUGCCGGAACUUACUGAGCUGGACAAGGCCACCGCCUCCAUGACAGAGAAGCGAAAGGAAGAAACUGCUUCAUCGGACAGUGAUUCCGAUGACACCAUCCCUGAACUGGAGGAUGCUGGGGCACCAGGCGCUGGUGGCAUUGCCAACCCCAUUGCCGGUAUCGACAUCGUUUCAAAAGCUAAGCAGUCGCGAGGAGAGAAAAAGGCGCGCAAGAUUAUGAGCAAACUGGGCCUGAAGCCUGUUCAAGGCGUAAACAGAGUCACGAUAAAAGGGGAAGUUUAA
Molecule: messenger RNA, 282 nt
Organism: Arctia plantaginis
Lineage: Eukaryota; Metazoa; Arthropoda; Insecta; Lepidoptera; Erebidae
Source: the annotation of a GenBank genome assembly